Micropterus dolomieu (smallmouth bass) is the source of this 1566-nucleotide messenger RNA. RefSeq names its product transmembrane 4 L6 family member 1-like. The transcript is spliced from 5 exons. Gene Ontology annotation, cellular component: membrane. The coding region runs from base 143 to 715 and encodes 190 amino acids. NCBI's taxonomy places the organism in Eukaryota, Metazoa, Chordata, Actinopteri, Centrarchiformes, Centrarchidae. The record is from RefSeq and is a predicted model, not a curated record.
AUACUAGUAGCUAGCUGCCAGUGGAAAUAGUUACUUUUCAAGUGUGAGUGGAACUACUCUUUUCUGGAAACAGGAAGGACAUGAGCCAAAACCUUAUAAGCAAGAGCUUUGACAUCAGUUAGUGAGUUUUCACCCUGACAACAUGUGCACUGGAAAAUGCUCCCGUUGCAUUGCCUACACUCUGUACCCAUUAGUGCUCACAUCCAUCAUCUGUAACAUAGUGUUGUUCUUUCCUGGCGGGGACAUCAAGUACGCCAAAGAUGGACACAUUACCGAGGAGGUGAAAUACAUGGGGGGACUCGUUGGAGGGGGUUUACUGGUGUUGAUCCCAGCACUUUACAUUGGCUUGACUGGAGAAGAGGGCUGCUGUGGAAAUCGCUUUGGGAUGUUCUUAUCCAUUGUGUUCGCCGCAGUGGGGGUGGCCGGUGGACUAUACAGUUUCGUUGUGGCAGCGCUUGGUUUAAGUAACGGGCCCUUCUGCAAAGCCGGUGGGGAUUGGACAACACCUUUCAAAAACAGUACUUCUUCCUACCUGAAUGACUACAAGUCGUGGGGAGACUGCACAGAGCCUAAGAAUGUGGUGCAGUUCAACGUUGGAUUGUUCAUGACUCUGAUGGCAGUCAGCUGCCUGCAGGUGAUUCUCUGCGCCAUUCAGAUGAUCAACGGCCUCUUUGGCUGCCUGUGUGGAGCCUGCAUCAAGAAAGAGGAACCAUGAUAAGGAUGCCUCUGACCCACAUCUGAAGAAUUGACUGGUGGCCCCUGCUGGAAGGCUGAGACUGGUUGAAUCAGCAUUCACUUUGAAAUUGUUCCACUCUCUGAUAACAGAUUUUACAAUUUUAUGUAUCUCGUGAAGCUUCACAAGGUUGCAGUAUAUUAGGUUAUGCUGUGAAACAGUAUUACAAAAAAACUCAUUCUAAUUGUAUGCUCAAUUUUAAAUAAAUAGGUUUAAAACAUAAGCUGCUGAUCCACUGCUACAGCUCUUUGUUGUGUUUAAUCACAUUUAGCAUUUUACAGUAAUAUUAACUGUUUGGCUUAUUGUACAUUUCAGGCAAAAUAAUAAAUACCACGACUUCUUCUUCAGUAACACAUUUCAUGUUGAUUCUAUGACUAUAAAUGUCACUCAAUACUGUUUCAGCAUUUACAUCUAUACAUCUAUUUCAGUUAUCUCAGACUGUUGGAUGUAUAAACUUACUUUUGUUUGGCUGGCUGUUCCCUGGUAGCAAAGCCAACAUGUUAGAUGUCACAACAGGAGCUUCUAUUGUCUUGUAAGGUUACAGUUUCAUACAUUCAGCAGCAUUUAGAUGCUAUAGGCCAAGACAGAGCGAGGUAUAAGCAACUGCCAUUUACCAUGAUGGUGGAAAUCACAACCCAAACGUUUGCUUUUCUUUACUGUUUGCUGCCUAAUAAUGGGGGGCACAUGCAGGAUGCUUCCUGCUCCACAGUGCCCUGGCUUCAAGCAAAUGAAGAGACCAAAGUGUAUCUUUCAUGAUGCAGCACUCAAGAAUUAACAAAAGUGAGUAAAACAAGUGUGAUCAUAUCCUACAAUAAAGGUCAAUCAUUUACUAA